Molecule: messenger RNA, 3505 nt
Organism: Gorilla gorilla gorilla (western lowland gorilla)
Lineage: Eukaryota; Metazoa; Chordata; Mammalia; Primates; Hominidae
Gene: ENPP1
Product: ectonucleotide pyrophosphatase/phosphodiesterase 1
Exons: 25
Coding region: 17-2794 (925 amino acids)
Biological process (GO): nucleoside triphosphate catabolic process; immune response; negative regulation of fat cell differentiation
Cellular component (GO): cell surface
Molecular function (GO): dinucleotide phosphatase activity; nucleic acid binding; metal ion binding
Source: RefSeq, a predicted model, not a curated record
AGCGCCCGGGGCCACGAUGGAGCGCGACGGCUGCGCGGGGGGCGGGAGCCGCGGCGGCGAGGGCGGGCGCGCUCCCCGGGAGGGCCCGGCGGGGAACGGCCGCGAUCGGGGCCGCAGCCACGCUGCCGAGGCGCCCGGGGACCCGCAGGCGGCCGCGUCCUUGCUGGCCCCUAUGGACGUAGGGGAGGAGCCGCUGGAGAAGGCGGCGCGCGCCCGCACUGCCAAGGACCCCAACACCUAUAAAGUACUCUCGCUGGUAUUGUCAGUAUGUGUGUUAACAACAAUACUUGGUUGUAUAUUUGGGUUGAAACCAAGCUGUGCCAAAGAAGUUAAAAGUUGCAAAGGUCGCUGUUUCGAGAGAACAUUUGGGAACUGUCGCUGUGAUGCUGCCUGUGUUGAGCUUGGAAACUGCUGUUUAGAUUACCAGGAGACGUGCAUAGAACCAGAACAUAUAUGGACUUGCAACAAAUUCAGGUGUGGUGAGAAAAGGUUGACCAGAAGCCUCUGUGCCUGUUCAGAUGACUGCAAGGACCAGGGCGACUGCUGCAUCAACUACAGUUCUGUGUGUCAAGGUGAGAAAAGUUGGGUAGAAGAACCAUGUGAGAGCAUUAAUGAGCCACAGUGCCCAGCAGGGUUUGAAACGCCUCCUACCCUCUUAUUUUCUUUGGAUGGAUUCAGGGCAGAAUAUUUACACACUUGGGGUGGACUUCUUCCUGUUAUUAGCAAACUAAAAAAAUGUGGAACAUAUACUAAAAACAUGAGACCGGUAUAUCCAACAAAAACUUUCCCCAAUCACUACAGCAUUGUCACCGGAUUGUAUCCAGAAUCUCAUGGCAUAAUCGACAAUAAAAUGUAUGAUCCCAAAAUGAAUGCUUCCUUUUCACUUAAAAGUAAAGAGAAAUUUAAUCCUGAGUGGUACAAAGGAGAACCAAUUUGGGUCACAGCUAAGUAUCAAGGCCUCAAGUCUGGCACAUUUUUCUGGCCAGGAUCAGAUGUGGAAAUUAACGGAAUUUUCCCAGACAUCUAUAAAAUGUAUAAUGGUUCAGUACCAUUUGAAGAAAGGAUUUUAGCUGUUCUUCAGUGGCUACAGCUUCCUAAAGAUGAAAGACCACACUUUUACACUCUGUAUUUAGAAGAACCAGAUUCUUCAGGUCAUUCAUAUGGACCAGUCAGCAGUGAAGUCAUCAAAGCCUUGCAGAGGGUUGACGGUAUGGUUGGUAUGCUGAUGGAUGGUCUGAAAGAGCUGAACUUGCACAGAUGCCUGAACCUCAUCCUUAUUUCAGAUCAUGGCAUGGAACAAGGCAGUUGUAAGAAAUACAUAUAUCUGAAUAAAUAUUUGGGGGAUGUUAAAAAUAUUAAAGUUAUCUAUGGACCUGCAGCUCGAUUGAGACCCUCUGAUGUCCCAGAUAAAUACUAUUCAUUUAACUAUGAAGGCAUUGCCCGAAAUCUUUCUUGCCAGGAACCAAACCAGCACUUCAAACCUUACCUGAAAUAUUUCUUACCUAAGCGUUUGCACUUUGCUAAGAGUGAUAGAAUUGAGCCCUUGACAUUCUAUUUGGACCCUCAGUGGCAACUUGCAUUGAAUCCCUCAGAAAGGAAAUAUUGUGGAAGUGGAUUUCAUGGCUCUGACAAUAUAUUUUCAAAUAUGCAAGCCCUCUUUGUUGGCUAUGGACCUGGAUUCAAGCAUGGCAUUGAGGCUGACACCUUUGAAAACAUUGAAGUCUAUAACUUAAUGUGUGAUUUACUGAAUUUGACACCGGCUCCUAAUAACGGAACUCAUGGAAGUCUUAACCACCUUCUAAAGAAUCCUGUUUAUACGCCAAAGCAUCCCAAAGAAGUGCACCCCCUGGUACAAUGCCCCUUCACAAGAAGCCCCAGAGAUAACCUUGGCUGCUCAUGUAACCCUUCGAUUUUGCCGAUUGAGGAUUUUCAAAUACAGUUCAAUCUGACUGUGGCAGAAGAGAAGAUUAUUAAGCAUGAAACUUUACCCUAUGGAAGACCUAGAGUUCUCCAGAAGAAAAACACCAUCUGUCUUCUUUCCCAGCACCAGUUUAUGAGCGGAUACAGCCAAGACAUCUUAAUGCCCCUUUGGACAUCCUAUACCGUGGACAGAAAUGACAGUUUCUCUACGGAAGACUUCUCCAACUGUCUGUACCAGGACUUUAGAAUUCCUCUUAGUCCUGUCCAUAAAUGUUCAUUUUAUAAAAAUAACACCAAAGUGAGUUACGGGUUCCUCUCCCCACCACAACUAAAUAAAAAUUCAAGUGGAAUAUAUUCUGAAGCUUUGCUUACUACAAAUAUAGUGCCAAUGUACCAGAGUUUUCAAGUUAUAUGGCGCUACUUUCAUGACACCCUACUGCGAAAGUAUGCUGAAGAAAGAAAUGGUGUCAAUGUCGUCAGUGGUCCUGUGUUUGACUUUGAUUAUGAUGGACGUUAUGAUUCCUUAGAGAAUCUGAGGCAAAAAAGAAGAGUCAUCCGUAACCAAGAAAUUUUGAUUCCAACUCACUUCUUUAUUGUGCUAACAAGCUGUAAAGAUACAUCUCAGACUCCUUUGCACUGUGAAAACCUAGACACCUUAGCUUUCAUUUUGCCUCAUAGGACUGAUAACAGUGAGAGCUGUGUGCAUGGGAAGCAUGCAUCCUCAUGGGUUGAAGAAUUGUUAAUGUUACACAGAGCACGGAUCACAGAUGUUGAGCACAUCACUGGACUCAGCUUCUAUCAACAAAGAAAAGAGCCAGUUUCAGACAUUUUAAAGUUGAAAACACAUUUGCCAACGUUUAGCCAAGAAGACUGAUAUGGUUUUUAUCCCCAAACACCAUGAAUCUUUUUGAGAGAACCUUAUAUUUUAUAUAGUCCUCUAUCUACACUAUUGCAUUGUUCAGAAACUGUCGACCAGAGUUAGAACAGAGCCCUCGGUGAUGCGGACAUCUCAGGGAAACUUGCGUACUCAGCACAGCAGUGGAGAGUGUUCCUGUUGAAUCUUGCACAUAUUUGAAUGUGUAAGCAUUGUAUACAUUGAUCAAGUUCGGGGGAAUAAAGACAGACCACACCUAAAACUGCCUUUCUGCUUCUCUUAAAGGAGAAGUAGCUGUGAACAUUGUCUGGAUACCAGAUAUUUGAAUCUUACUAUUGGUAAUAAACCUUGAUGGCAUUGGGCAAACAGUAGACUUAUAGUAGGAUUGGGGUAGCCCAUGUUAUGUGACUAUCUUUAUGAGAAUUUUAAAGUGGUUCUGGAUAUCUUUUAACUUGGAGUUUCAUUUCUUUUCAUUGUAAUCAAAAAAAAAAAUUAACAGAAGCCAAAAUACUUCUGAGACCUUGUUUCAAUCUUUGCUGUAUAUCCCCUCAAAAUCCAAAUUAUUAAUCUUAUGUGUUUUCUUUUUAAUUUUUUGAUUGGAUUUCUUUAGAUUUAAUGGUUCAAAUGAGUUCAACUUUGAGGGACGAUCUUUGAAUAUACUUACCUAUUAUAAAAUCUUACUUUGUAUUUGUAUUAAAAAAAAGAAAAAUA